Molecule: messenger RNA, 861 nt
Organism: Gossypium arboreum
Lineage: Eukaryota; Viridiplantae; Streptophyta; Magnoliopsida; Malvales; Malvaceae
Exons: 2
Coding region: 329-694 (121 amino acids)
Source: RefSeq, a predicted model, not a curated record
UUCUAUCUAGUCUCUUCGCUCCUACCGGAUAACAUCAUAACGCAACAUGCCUGUUCUGGGGCAAUGGGACUUGGCCAUUGCCAGAUUGGCAAACUGGCACUCAGACCCUACCGCCCUCACAUGCAUAGAUGCGCUUCCCCAAUAUGCCUUUACAGUUAAAAGAGAAAAAAAGAAAAACUCACUCGUUUCUUUUGCUUUUCUCUGUUUAUAUAACCCCAUGAAGGAAGAGAGGUUUUUCCAUAUUUAGAAAAAGUAAAGAAUUUGCUUUCUGGGUUUUCAGGCUCACCAACUCUCUUCCCAAGCUCUCGUUUCAGUCAAUUAAGAAGACAUGGAAGUGGCUGUUGAGGUAGAAGAUGAUAUGUUUUUUGCAGAUUUAAGCAAGCAAAUCUCUUUGCUUAUCAUGGAUGAUGAUGAUGACUCAGUUGUCAGAUAUCCCUCAGUUUCUCUCCAGGCCUUCACUGGUGCGAAUUACCCUACAGCACAAUGUCCAUUUGUUCAAGAACAAAUGUGCAGAAGAGAAAGCAAAGGUACUGGAGUUUUUAUCCCAAAGUCAUCGCAACAACCAAGAAGGAAGCAUAGGCAAGGAAGAUAUAGUUCUUCAUUGAGCUCCAAGUCUAACAGGCAGCUUCGUAACGGUGCACAAAUGACUUCUCAAGCAUCUUUCAAUAACAUUUUCUACACAAGGAGAGGCUGAAGGGUUCACGUGUUUAUGAAUUGUAUAAAUUUCCUAAAAGGAAUUACUAUUAAUCCCCCAUGUAAACUACUGCUGAAGACAAUUAGGCAAAAGAUUUUAUACCUAGCUAUAUGUACAUGUAUGUGUAUGUACAUUACAAAUAAUUGAGUCUUGAAAUGAUUCUUAAA